This is a messenger RNA of Cygnus olor (mute swan), 11807 nucleotides long. RefSeq names its product methyl-CpG binding domain protein 5 (gene MBD5). The transcript has 14 exons. Gene Ontology annotation, molecular function: chromatin binding; DNA binding. The record is from RefSeq and is a predicted model, not a curated record. Gene Ontology annotation, cellular component: nucleus; chromocenter. NCBI's taxonomy places the organism in Eukaryota, Metazoa, Chordata, Aves, Anseriformes, Anatidae. The coding region runs from base 4008 to 9254 and encodes 1748 amino acids.
ACUGGUGGGUGACACCCCCGGAGCCCCCCUGCUGUAGGCGCACCCUGUUUGCCUACACCUGCUUUCGCUGUAUGCAGAAGUGCUUCAGAUGUGCUGCUGUGAAGCUCCCAGCCUUCCGAGUCCCGUUGAAGCUAUAAUUUAUUGAAAUACGAUGAAAGUAAUAUUCUGCUCCCCUUGACAGUUUGCAGGGACUGAUCUCUCUGUGUGAUCUGAGCGUAGCAGAAACCGUGGCUCGAGGUGGAAGUACAGUUACCCGUAUUUGCUUGGUGCUUUUAAGGAGCCCAGAUGGAUGGUGCUGGUGUUGCUGGUCUGUGUCAGAAAGGUCAGCUCUGCCAUCCCACAUGUCCGUAGGGUGGGCAGCGAGUGGCACGGAGGUCUGCUGCCUUUUCCUCAUCUCUUCUGAGGGCAUUUUCAUAGGCCAGCGCAUCAAGGAUUUAACUUGCUUUGAAAAAUGACGGUAGUGGAAACGCAGCAGAAGUUGCACUUGGUUGUCUCUUACCUUACUGAUGAGGAGGAGCUUGUCUUGUAUAGUUCUUUGUGUGAUUUCCCGUGGGGGCUUGCCCCUGGGUCUCAGGUUUGGGAAUUUUCUUCAAGGCUCUUCCAACGAGCAGUUCAAUUUCUGGGGUUUCAGCAGCUUCUUGGUUGUUGGUGAGUGACCGCUCUGUAACUUUGGCUUGGGGAAUGUUUGCCUGUUUCCUGAGGUCUUCUUUCUUGCCAUGCAUGUUUUUGCAGCCUUUUAGGAAACUUCUUUGUUUGCAUCGGAACCAUAACUUCUCGUUGAAAUCCCCAUUGUGAAGAUACCUGGUGUGUGCAUAGCAUCUGCCUGUGGUCUCUGAAGCCUUUAUAAAUACAAAACGUAGUUACUAUGUCUAGUCUCGUAAGUCAGUUGUGCUUCUGCGCUCACAAUUCAGUAUCACUACUAGAUAAUCAUUAUUAUUGGCUAUUUGUAACUUAUUUUUCCUCAUUUACCCAACAUGCUACCCUCACUUUAUGCUCAAAGCCUUGACAUUGAACAUAUUCACUUUGCAAUUUUUUCAACACCUCAGUUAGAUUUUUACCUAUUGUUUGAUAUACCUAACAUUAAUGAAUAUAUUUUUUUAUUUCCAUUAUUCAAUCUGCUUGCUUGCUUACAAGUUCAAGCACACAUUUACCAUGAGCAUAUUUACAUAUUUUUAUCAACUCUAUGAUGUCAAAAAUACUAAUGUAAUGCAACCGUUAGUCCAUAACUAUUCUAAAAGUUGUAAUAAAUCCUUUCUUUGCACUUUUUUUUAUGGGCUCUAGCUUAUGUUUGCACCAGCAUGAAAUGUAAGUAUUAAAUACUCGGGUAGUUUUAAAUAGUUGUUAAAAUGGAGAUUCCUUUCCCAAAUAUAGCAGUAGUUUGUGACUUUUUAACCUCAUUGUCAGUGAACACUAAGUGAGGGAUCCUGGAAGUAUUAUUCAACUUCCAAAAUGGUGCCUGUGAUAUCUACGCUUUGUGUCCACGUUUUCUCUGUUGGUUUGGGUGGUUUUUGGUUGGUUCAUUCAUUUUGCUCCCAUAAAGAGUCACAGAGUUCAAUCUGAGGUUAUAAAAUUUAGUACUCUAACUACUUUGAGUUUGAAGUUUGUGUCUCCAUUUCAAGAUGAGUAAAAAUCGUUCUAACCGGUAAAAUAGUAACUGUAUUGUGCUUUAAACGAGAAAGAUGUUGACACGUGAAUGUUUUAGUUGUGUUGAAUAUUUUUGUUACAUGUGUAAUAUUUAACUGUCCCAUCUUACAGCUGUGUUAUUCUAAGUCAUGCAGCUUCUUUAGGGUUUAGCCAGCCUUAUGGGAGGGCUGAGGGACUGUGGCUGUAAGUCCUGAGGCGGAGCAGCACCAUCGAAGUGCUGUGACAUCCCUGAGCUCAGUGCCUCAGAAUUUGACCUGCUUUAUCAGGGAGUAGAGGGUAAUCCAUGACCUAAAUUUCUGGCUAUUUAAAAAAAAAAAUAAUAAAAAUAGCCCACUGGUCCUCGAAUAUCACCGUUUUUUUCAUUUUAAUGGAAUUUGCUGUUUUCUUUGUAUAGCUGGGGUCAGGCCUUGCUUCUCCUCAUCCCUCAAGCCAUCGUAGCUUUGCGAAACUUCUGCCAGCAAGUGCAUAGACCUUUAACCAAGCAAUAUCGAAAUUACCAAUGAAAGAGUUUUACUCUUCUGAGCGAUAUUUGCCAAACACUGACUAGGAGAUUAAAAUAAGCAUGCAAAGCCAAACUUGGCCAAGGUUUUGCAGGCAGUCGUACUGACGUGAACUACUUGUACCAUCCAUUCGAGCUUUCUCCCAGGCAGCAGACUGAGCGUCCUGCAGUUCUGCUGCUGCUGUUUGGUUUGCCGUGUUUCUUUCUUCUUUUGCAAUUAUUUGUUUAUACUUUUCUUGUCAGAACCCAGUAUCUGUGUGAUGCAAGUUCACUUAACAGUUUUGGGGAGGAAAAUAAAUGCUGUGUGUACUACAUUGACAUGCAGGAGUGGUGAUUGAGCGUACUUCUGCGCUUCCACCUGUAGUACAACUGAUUAAGUACGGAGAAGAUGAAAGCAGAUAAAAUCACACUGAGCAUGGGAACUGAAAGUGUAUUAGGCCAAGAGACUCGUAAUGUGAGGGACUAUUACCAGAUUAAUAUGAGGUAGCCAUAAUAUUUUUAGCUUAUGAGAUUGUUACUGAUGUGGAAUGAGAAAAUAAAUGAUGAUGAAGAGAAAUUAGAGGGAGUGCACAGGUGAAAAUGAGUUUGGUUUAAUUUGGGAGGUGGGUGGAUGAAGAAAUAUCAGGAGCCAGAACAGCUGCGCUGAGAGCUAAGAGAUCAGUUUGGGUCUGCGCUGGCAGGAAAGCAAAGCUUGAAGAAGAGGGAAGAGGCAGAGGAGAGAAGUCAGAAGAUCGGUGAGACUUCUGGAUUGAACAUAGACAAAAACCUCGGUCUCGUGCUGUCAGCCUUUGUGUCACCCAGAAUCUUGUAGCUGGGAAGGGGCUUGCAGCUCUCCUGGGGUGUGAAGACGCUUGGCAAAAGUGGAUGUAUAGAGAUCCUUAUUGACGAUGGUGGUCAUUGGAGGUAUAAAUAUUGAAGAAUAUAUCAUUUACAGACAAGAUCUUUGAAAUCUGUUUCCUUCAGACAGCAAAGGAAGAAGAGACUUAAUCACAGCAUAACGGGCAGAGAAACGUAAAGGCUCGAAGAAACAAUACUUCACUACUUCUUUCCAAAAGUCAAGACCCACCAAAAUCUGCUGGAUUCCUCCACCAGUCUUCCGGAUUUGAGAUGUAACGUGGGGUGCAGGAGUUCCUCAGCUGAGGGGUGUACUAUGACAAGGAGCCAGCCUCAAUGGACAUUGCCCAUUAUCGAGAAUUAAACAGGAGAAUAUCUAAAGCAAAGCUGAAAGUGCAUCGAGAAUUGUCAGAAGCCUAAAUAUACCCAAAGUAACUAGAAGCAAGACCAUGAGGAGUAAUGUAGGCUGUUUUAUUGGAGCCAGGGAGUCAUGAAAGAAACUCAAGAAGAGAACUUGGAUAAUGAACGGAAGAUAAAAAGAAAACAAAAAGAAUGUGGCAUAUAAAGGGUAUAAUACCUGGAGGUAUUAGAUCUGACUCAUAUUUAUAAAAAUGAGACGAGCUUUCACAAAAUACAAGUUAUCUUAGUCAUCAAGCUUGGAGCCAUGCUGUUGAACUAGAAAUUCUCCUUUUCCCCAUUCUCCUUUCUGACAGGUAACAAAGGAUUGGUGAAUUAUGAUUUUCCCAAGUUGGAAGCACUAAUUUUUAUCUAUAUAGUUCAUCCUUAUGAAUAUAUAAGGAGUUAAACAUUGCAUAUUUAAUGUGGAUUAUAAUGGGAAACUGACUCAUUAACAAAAAUGGCCACUUUUAAGGACCUGGUUUCAAACUGAGCUGGAGCCUCCCAAUGCACUUUGUACAAUUUGGGGAAAGGUGUACUGAAUGGCCUUCUUUGGGAGGCCAUGAUGACAUGUAGUAAAAGGAUAUCAUCUUACUGUUGAUAUCUUUGAAGACUCAUAAACAGAAACAGAAAAAUGAAUGGUGGAAAGGAGUGUGACGGAGGGGACACGGAUGGAGGGCCACCAGCAGUGCAAGUUCCCGUUGGUUGGCAGCGACGGGUGGACCAAAGUGGAGUGCUCUAUAUCAGUCCCAGUGGGUCUUUAUUAUCCUGCUUGGAGCAGGUGAAGACUUACUUGCUGACUGAUGGAACAUGCAAGUGUGGCCUAGAAUGUCCUCUUGUUCUUCCCAAGGUCUUUAAUUUUGAUCCUGGAGCUGCUGUGAAGCAGAGGACUGCUGAAGAUGUUAAAGCGGACGAAGAUGUCACCAAACUAUGCAUACAUAAAAGGAAAAUUAUUGCUGUGGCUACACUUCAUAAAAGCAUGGAAGCACCACAUCCUUCACUAGUUCUAACCAGUCCUGGUGGUGGAACAAGUGCAACUCCGGUAGUUCCUACUCGAGCAGCAACUCCGAGAUCGAUGAGGAAUAAAUCACAUGAAGGAAUUACAAAUUCUGUGAUGCCAGAAUGUAAGACUCCUUUCAAGUUGAUGAUUGGGGCAUCUAAUGCCAUGGGUAGGCUUUAUGUGCAAGAAAUGGCUGGAAGCCAGCAACAAGAACUUCAUUCUGUCUAUCCUAGGCAGAGAUUGGGUAGUAAUGAACUUGGACAGAAGUCUCCAUAUCGUGGCAGUCAUGGUGGGAUGCCCAGUCCAGCUUCAUCAGGAUCGCAGAUAUAUGGAGAUGGCUCAAUCUCUCCUAGGACUGACCCACUUGGAAGCCCUGAUGUUUUCACAAGGAACAAUCCCAGUUUUCAUGGAGCACCCAACUCAAGUCCUAUUCACAUGAACAGGACACCUCUGUCUCCACCAUCAGUAAUGCUACAUGGUUCUCCCAUACAGUCAUCCUGUGCAAUGGCUGGAAGGACUAAUAUACCUCUUUCCCCAACCUUGACCACAAAAAGCCCUGUAAUGAAAAAAACCAUGUGUAAUUUUUCAACUGGUAUGGAAAUACCACGAGCAAUGUUCCACCAUAAACCACCCCAAGGUCCGCCCCCACCUCCUCCUCCACCUUCUUGUGCUCUUCAGAAAAAGCCAUUAACAUCAGAAAAGGAUCCACUUGGCAUACUUGACCCUAUUCCUAGCAAACCAGUCAAUCAGAAUCCUGUUAUCAUUAACCCAACUACUUUCCAUUCAAAUGUCCACUCUCAGGUACCCGUGAUGAAUGUAAGCAUGCCUCCUGCUGUCGUCCCUUUGCCAAGUAAUCUUCCUUUGCCAACGGUAAAACCCGGUCACAUGAACCAUGGAAGUCACGUUCAAAGAGUUCAACAUUCAGCUUCAACCUCCCUGUCUCCUUCGCCAGUGACGUCCCCCGUUCAUAUGAUGGGAUCCGGGAUUGGAAGGAUCGAGGCUUCUCCCCAAAGAUCACGUUCUUCUUCCACGUCAUCAGAUCAUGGAAAUUUCCUGCUGCCUCCAGUAGGACCGCAGUCAUCUUGUACUGGUAUGAAAGUUCCUCCCCGGUCCCCAAGGUCAACAAUAGGGUCACCAAGACCAUCUAUGCCAUCUAGCCCUUCCACUAAGCACGAUGGACUUAAUCAAUACAAGGACAUCCCUAACCCAUUAAUUGCUGGAAUGAGUAAUGUAUUAAAUCCUCCAAACAAUGCAGUUUUUCCUACUGCAUCGGCUGGAAGCGGUUCUUUGAAGAGUCAGCCUGGUUUGCUGGGAAUGCCUUUAAAUCAGAUCUUGAACCAGCACAAUGCUGCCUCUUUUCCAGCAAGUAGUUUACUCUCAGCAGCAGCCAAAGCACAGCUAGCAAAUCAAAAUAAACUUGCUGGUAACAACAAUAACAGCAGUAGCAAUUCUGGACCUGUUGCCAGCGGUGGCAACAACGAAGGACAUAGCACUUUAAAUACCAUGUUCCCUCCUGCUGCCAAUGUGCUUCUACCAACGACUGAAGGGCAAAGUGGUCGAGCAGCACUGAGAGAUAAGUUGAUGUCUCAGCAAAAAGAUCCUCUGAGAAAAAGAAAGCAGCCAACCACCACGGUGUUGAGUUUGCUGAGACAGUCUCAGUUGGAGAGUUCUGGAGUUUCCAAAGCUGGAUCUGAUUUGAUAAGGAAGCAAAGUCAAAGCUCGUUUCCCAUCAGCUCUAUGUCCCAGUUACUUCAGUCCAUGAGUUGUCAAAGCUCUCACAUGAGCAGCAAUAGUACCACCAGUUGUGGGAGCUCAAAUACUGUUUUGCCUUGCUCUGGUAACCAGAUGCAUUUCGCAGACACCAGUAUGAAUUCUGGCGCUCUUCAGAACUCGCUGGCGCAGAGUUUACCGUUACGAGGGGAAGGUCUGCACUGCCAGAACACAAACACUAACUUUGUCCAUGGUACUAGCCCAGGCACAGCCAACCAUCUCGCAGGUUUAAUAAAUCAGAUGCAGGCUAGCGGGAGCUGUGGGAUGCUCAGUCAGUCAGGAAUGGCUUUAGGAAAUUCAUUACAUCCGAACCCACCUCAGUCAAGAAUCCAGGCAUCCUCCACUCCAGUGAUACCAAACAGCAUUGCUAGCAGCUGUAAUCAAACAAGUCCUGAAGCAGGGGGUUCAGGACCGUCAUCAUCAAUAGCCAUAGCUGGCACCAGCCAACCUGCCAUCACAAAGACAACAUCUGUUCUUCAAGAUGGUGUUAUAGUCACUACUGCAGCUGGAAACCCACUUCAGAGCCAGCUGCCCAUUGGGAGCGAUUUCCCUUUCGCUGGCCAUGAACACUCGCUUCAUUUCCCGCAGAACAGCUCUUCAAACAACAAUCUUCCACAUUCUUUGAAUCAAAACCUCCUCAGUUCUCUACCUAUCUCUUUGCCAGUGAAUCAGCAACAUCUCCUAAACCAGAAUCUAUUAAAUAUACUGCAGCCUUCAGCAGGAGAAGGCAAGUCUGAGGUCAACCUCAACCCUUUAGGUUUUCUCAACCCGAAUGUAAAUGCUGCUUUAGCUUUUCUCUCCAGUGACGUGGAUGGGCAGGUAUUGCAACCUGUUCAUUUUCAGCUUCUAGCAACCCUCCUCCAGAACCAAGCCCAAGCAGCUGCCAUGCUUCCCCUACCAUCUUUCAAUCUGACCAUCUCAGAUUUGCUGCAACAGCAAAAUAACCCUUUGCCCUCAGUAACACAGAUGACAGCCCCACCUGACCAUUUGCCAAGCAAUCAGUCAGAAAGCAACAGGGUUGAGACCCUUUUAACCAACCCCCUGGGGAACCCUAUACCAAGCUUUUCAGGCACUGACACUACUUCUAACCCCCUGCUCCUCCCAGCUGUCUCUGGGGCCUCAGCAUUAAUGGCCUUGAAUCCCCAGCUGGUGGGAGGUGUCCUGAACUCUGCAUCGGGCAACACCGCUAAUCAUCCAGAGGUUUCCAUAGCCACCUCCUCCCAGGCAACCACUACCACAACCACUACAUCAUCAGCAGUGGCAGCACUGUCUGUCUCAACCCUGGGUGGUGGGACAGCAGUGGUGUCAAUGGCAGAAACAUUGCUGAACAUAUCUAAUAAUGCUGGGAAUACAUCUGGUCCAGCUAAACUCAACAAUAACUCUGUGGUGCCACAGCUACUUAACCCUCUACUGGGGACAGGUCUGCUUGGUGACAUGUCAUCUAUAAACACUACUUUGAAUAACCAUCAACUGAGUCAUCUCCAGUCGCUAUUAAACAACAAUCAGAUGUUUCCUUCAAAUCAGCAGCAACAGCACCUUCUCCAGGGGUAUCAGAACAUGCAGGGCUUUCAAGGCCAGCCCCCAAUUCCUGGCCCGGCUAACAACCCAAACCCCAUGGCAUGUCUGUUCCAAAAUUUCCAGGUGAGAAUGCAGGAAGAUGCUGCUGUCCUAAACAAAAGAAUGAUCACUCAGAUGGGAAUGGCACCAGUUCCCGAGAGCUCCAACACUAUGCUUCCUCCUUUCCAAGAAACAUCUUGUGAUUUGCAGCAAAGAACUGAACCAUCUCUUGGACAACAGGCAAAGGAUAACCUCAAUGUCGCUGCUCAGGGUGAUACAUCAGUGGACGCUAUCUACAAAGCAGUUGUAGAUGCUGCAAGCAAGGGAAUGCAAGUAGUAAUCACCACUGCCGUUAGCAGUACAACACAAAUGAGUCCCAUUCCAGCUUUGAGUGCCAUGAGUGCCUUCACAGCCUCAAUUGGUGACCCAUUAAAUCUUUCUAGUGCUGUCAGUGCAGUAAUCCAUGGAAGAAACAUUGCUGUUUCUGAUCACGAAGGUAGGCUAAGGAACGCUAGAGGAACGCGAAUACUGAAGAAUUCAGAACAUGGUAAAAAUUCAAGUGAAGGGGAUGGGUAUGAAUAUUACAAAUCAACAAGUUGUAACACACCCAAAAAACAGUGGGAAGGGGAGCAAAGUCCUGUUAGUGAGAUAAACAGAUGGAAAUGUGAUGAGUUUCUAGACCACUCUGCACAUAUCCAUAGUAGUCCUUGUCACGAAAGGCCCAAUAACAUCUCCACACUGCCAUUAUUACAAGGCGAGCAGCAUCAGAUACUGUUAUCACAGCGAAACUGUCAAAGUGAUAAAAUGUUGGAGGAGAAUUUCAGGUAUAACAAUUACAAAAGAACUAUGAUGAGUUUUAAGGAAAGACUGGAGAACACUGUGGAACGAUGUGCACACAUAAAUGGAAAUAGGCCUCAGCAGAACAGAGGAUUUGGGGAGUUGCUGAACACUUCUAAACAAGACCUGAUUCUGGAAGAGCAAUCUCCAAGUUCCUCAAAUAGCUUGGAAAGUUCGUUAGUUAAAGACUAUAUCCAUUACAAUGGAGAUUUUAAUGCCAAAAGCAUUAAUGGGUGUGUGCCUAGCCCUUCAGAUGCUAAAAGCAUCAGUAGUGAAGAUGACCUAAGGAAUCCAGAUUCCCCUUCUUCAAACGAGCUGAUACAUUACAGGCCGAGGACGUUUAAUGUUGGCGACUUGGUCUGGGGCCAAAUCAAAGGACUGACUUCAUGGCCUGGAAAACUAGUAAGAGAAGAAGAAGUUCACAAUUCAUGUCAACAAAACGCUGAGGAGGGGAAGGUCUGGGUAAUGUGGUUUGGUGUUCAUACCUUCACUCAGGUGGAGCCAGAGAAGUUGAAGACACUAACAGAAGGUCUAGAAGCUUACAACCGAGCCAGAAAAAGGAACAGAAAAAGUGGAAAGCUAAAUAACCAUUUAGAAGCUGCUAUACAUGAGGCCAUGAGUGAACUAGACAAAAUGUCUGGGAAUGUCCACCAAAUCCCACAGGGAGACAGACAAGUGAAGCCUCCAAAACCCAAGAGGAGGAAGAUCUCUAGAUAACAUUGAAUGUCUUUGUUACUGGUCCAGUACUUAUCAAAACGAACGUGCACAUAAGUCUAUAUGUAGGUAUUGGUAUAGACGUGGUUAUAUCAAUAUUUAUAUGAAGACAGAUAGACACCACCGCAGGGUGCUACGUGGAGUAGUGGUACAAUAUUUUUGAUGAUUAGGAGCGAUAGCAGUUGCUGGAUAAACCAAUCAAAACUCUUGAAAGGUUACAGUAACAAUGUCAGAUGAUUACUGAUUUUUUUUUCUAUAAUACUAAAAUUGUGAUUAUAAGAAAUAGUCCAAAUGUUUCUGAGAAAUUUUCAUUGUGUAUAUAGAUAAUACAGAAUUUCAUGGUGAUAUCUGAAAUGUAAAUAUUGUACAAUAUUGUCAUGUACAAGCGUACCUAAUGCACACUUUAUCUUUUAUUGUACAAAAAAAUAGUGUACAAAAUUCUUUGGUUUCUAUUGAGUACACAUACAAGAGACUACCAGUGUAAAGUGAUAAAUAAAAAUACAGCCUAAAUGCUUUUAUAUGAUAAUGUAAAAGAUGCUGUUUUUGUAUUUAACAGCAGAGAGAAGGCAUGAUUAUGUAAUACCUUAAUUAUGACAUACACUUCACGCCACUGAGUGUUCAUUUAUACUGUCUGUUUGGAAUGAACCUUGCCUGGAAGUACUGUACUCCAUUCAGGUCUCUGUAGGAGAGUGCAACCUUGCAGAUUCCUAACGGGACGUGGGAUCACAGCUCUAAUUAAUAAUUCAAAGGCUGCAACCAUCGGUUGCGUUUUUAUUUACUUAACUUUUAAAGUAGAAUGCUGUAGAUUUUAUUAAAAAGGAAAAAAAAAGUAGAUGAACUACUUUAGUCAGCCAUUUCUGUAGUUAAAGUUUCAUAGCCACCUGAUAAACUAAACAGUUUCUAUCCCCAGUAACUCUGACCCCUCAAACCCCCUAGAUUUAUUAGCUUAAAUUAUCUAACGUCAUUAACCAUCGCGUUUACUUUUAAUGGGGCAGAGGCCCUACCUAAUGAUGUGAUCAGUGCUGAUUGCGGUUUGGUUUUGCAGUAGAACGAAAGGGCACGCUCCACAGCGUUCAGAAAAGUGAUUCCAGAUCCAUCUCACAGUAUUAAAACAAAAAAUCAAGGGUGGCUUACAAAACUAUUAGCAACAGUAAUUUUUAUCAGUAUUAUGUAACAUAUCAGAUUUAUUUUAUUUAAAAAGAAUUAUUUAUACCAUUAACAGAUUCUUAUAUAUAUUAAUGUGGCUGAAAUGUGCAGGUUAAAUCUAUUAACCAAAUUAUUUAUGUUAUAUUAAGUGAGAAAUGUGAAACAUAUGUAGAAAAAAUUAAUACACUACAGAUUUAAAAGUCUAAAGCUAUGAGCCAUUAUAAAAUUAACGAACGGAAGUGUAGCACAACAUUAUUUCCAUUUUAGUUCUUUUUUUUUCUUUUUUUUUUUUUUUUUUCGUUUUUCAACGUGGAUGGUGGUGAUGGUGAUGGAAGCAAUGGCAUCCUGUGUCUUCGAGGCUUCCCGAAAUAAUUCACCAUUCCCGGUCCCCCGGGUGGAGUCCUUAACCCCCCCUCCUCGCCCGGGCCCGCCACCUACCUCAGGUCGCCUUUCUCCCUGAGCUCCCGAAUCUCACUCUCUAGCCACGGACUGGCAGCGGUCAGCGCCCCGCGAAGCCGGUGGCACUGCCGCUCUCUGGGCGCCGGGACCACGCGCCACCGCCGCCCCUCUGCCCGGGCGCCCUGCCCGAGCCCCCCACGUCUCCGCAGAGUGACAUGACCGAGGCCGGCUGCCCCCGAGGACCACGGGCCCGCAGGCUCCCCCAGCCUCGGCUCUCGUGUGCCGGAGCACAAAGCACUACCUCCGGGCUCCCCGCUUCCUCAUGUCCCGCAGAGCAGCUCCCACUCCUUCCCUAGCCCGAGGGAUCGCAAUAGCUACACUGGCUACAGGGGCCUGGAGGCAGGAGCCCUUCCUUCCGCGGGGUAGGUUCAUUUGUCGUGUGUGUAACGCCACGGUCCUACACGCAGACUCAUGUGGAGUGAUUCUUUUGUGUAGCGUAGUUGGCAUUUUUCUGUUACGAGUUGCUGUGUUUGUUCUGUUUAAAGCGUCGAUGUUGUCCCUUCUCCAUGCCCGCCUGCUUUCCGCUGUUUGUCCACACCUGUGCGUUUAAUCAGAGAUGCGGGGGUGUGUGCGAGGGUGCGUGCGUGUGCGCCUGGGUAGUUCAGUUUAUUUCCCCCUUUGCUUUCUGUCCUAGAGCGGAGUUUGUAUCGACCAACCCUUCUUUUGGCAUUUUAACGAAUUAGGUUUGUACUUUCUCACCGAUGUAUACUUUACAUCAGUAGACUAUGUAAAGUAUUUUUGUGCACUUGAUUUCAUUGGUUAAUAAUGGCAUUGAUGUGGGUGCUAGGAGUAGUUUGUUUCAGUCCAUACAAAUUUUUUUCUCUUUUAGAGUUUUUAUGGUUUCAUGUAAGCAGUUAAUGUAAAUAUUGUGAGCAUUACAGGUCAUGCAGUGUUGUAACAUUUUAAAAAAUGUUGCACCUACUUUACGAUUAAAAAACUGGUCACUCAUAC